CCCCCAGACACAAUGAGUGCCAAAUUCGGCCUGAUGAACUACAACAACGCCCGGAAGCAUCUGUCUAUCUCCAUCCCGUCAUCCAGCGAGGCCAUGAUGUCUCCGCACAUUAAGUCUGUGGAGGAGCUGAGAGUGCUAGGCAUCAACCUGAGCAGCUUCAACACAGCUACCCAGUUCUGCAUCUGCACGGCGGGCGUCUUCCUCUUUUACCUCAUCUAUGGCUACCUACAAGUAAGCAGGGGUGUAUUUAGCCCUUGAUCAUGACUCUCAGUUCCAUUAGAUUACACAUAAGUGUAUUUGGAUGAAGGCGUCUUCUGUAGGGGAGGGGUGUUAAUGCAUUGUUUGCAGUUUCAAAUCAAAUUUUAUUUGUCACAUACACAUGUUUAGCAGAUGUUAUUGCGGGUGUAGUGAAAUGCUUGUGCUUCUAGUUCCGACAGUGCAGUAAUAUCUAACAAGUAAUAUCUAACAAUUUCACAACAUAUACCUAAUACACACAAAUCUAAGUAAGGAAUGGAAUUUAAGAAUAUAUACAUAUAUGGACAAGCAAUGACAGAGCGGCAUGGACUGAGAUACAGUAGAAUAUUAUAGAAUACAGUAUAUACAUAUGAGAUGAGUAGUGCAAGAUAUGUAAACAUUAUUAAAGUAACUAGUGUUCCAUUUCUUAAAGUGCCCAGUGAUUUCAGAUAGGCAGCAGCAGCCUCUAAUGUGCUAGUGAUGGCUAUUUAACAGUCUGAUGGCCUUGAGAUAGAAGCUGUUUUUCAUUCUCUCAGUCCCAGCUUUGAUGCACCUGUACUGACCUCGCCUUCUGGAUGAUAGCGGGGUGAACAGGCAGUAGCUCGGGUGGUUGAUGUCCUUGAUGAUCUUUUUGGCCUUCCUGUGACAUCGGGUUCUGUAGGUGUCCUGGAGGGUGGGUAGUUUGCCCCCGGUAAUGCGUUCCUGCCCCCGGUAAUUUUGCCCCCGGUAAUGCGCACCACCCUCUGGAGAGCCCUGUGGUUGAGGGCGGUGCAGUUGCCGUACCAGGCGGUGAUACAGCCCGACAGGAUGCUCUCAAUUGUGCAUCUGGAAAAGUUUGUGAGGGUUUUAGGUGCCAAGCCUUUGUUGCGCCUUUGGGAUGGUUUUGGAAGCAUAAGGACCUUAUAUUUCAUUAGCAAAAAAAAAAAAAAAGGUUAAAUUGAUACACAACCUUGUUAGGGUUAGUGUUCCUACACAUAUCUCCAUGUUACAGUGCUUGUUUACGGAAAACAGGCGGAAGACAAGAGGAGACCACCUGUGCUAAUUAGCUAUCUAGCAUGAACUGAACACCUGUGUGUAAGCGUAACUCUGGAAGUGUAGCGGAAGUGUAGUUUCGUCGGAUGGAGGCACCCAUAGCUGUAUGGAUCUGUAACUGCUACAGUAAGUGUAUCUUUUUUAUUUGAAGGAUUCUUUCUCGCUGAUGCAAGAUAAGGACCAUAUGUUUCGAAAGCCAUAUCGCAAGAGAUUAUUAUUGAAGUUUCUAAAUGUUAAAACACAGCAUUGGGAUUGUAGUUCACAUGAGGCAGUUGUGGGCGAAGCUAAUGGCUGAGAACUGUAGAGAGGAGGCAGAAUACCACCUAGAGUUUUCGAGAGCUAGGGUGUAUUCACUAGGAACCAAACAGAAGUGAAAAGGGAGGGGCCUACCUGAAUAUAUCCAAUAGAAACAGUUGUGAAACAUUUUACAACUCUUUUCAGCUGUUUACUUCGGUGUUCAGAUAUUAGGGCAUUGGGUAGCUGCUUUUAGCAACGCUAGUACUUACACACUAGCGUUGCUGAAAAAUAAAAUAAAAUUUCAACUUACUGUGUUGAUUGUAUGUAGGCUUGGUCCUUAUGCAGGGGGGAAUUUGAAAAAAAACAACAGCUAAUGGAAUGUAUAAUUUAACAGAAUUUCCAAACGUGGGUCUACAAUAGACGUGGGUCUACAAUGUUCCUCAGUGCGGUCACCCACAAAAAAAUACUAUAGUGCAUACUAUGGUAGGAAUACUAUAUUAUUCACUUUAAUGUUUUUGCAGACUUUACUGUAGUAUUCACUGUAGUGUUUUUAGUGAAUACUGUAGUAUUUACUGCAGUAUACUGUAGUAUUUAUAGUUUACUAUAGUAUAAAUACUGUAGUAAAAAAUAGUAGUAUAUACUAUAGUAAAUAGCUCCUGAGUGGCGCAGUGGUCUAAGGCACUGCAUCGCAGUGCUAACUGUGCCACUAGAGAUCCUGGUUCAAAUCCAGGCUCAAUUGGCCCAGCGUCGUCCAGGGUAGGGGAGGGAAUGGCCGGCAGGGAUGUAGCUCAGUUGAUAGAGCAUGGCGUUUGCAACGCCAGGGUUGUGGGUUUGAUUCCCUUGGGGGGCCAGUAUAAAAAAUUAAAAUAAUAAUGUAUUCACUAACUGUAAGUCGCUCUGGAUAAGAGCGUCUGCUAAAAUGACUAAAAUGUAAAUGUAAAUGUAAUUAUAGUGUUAUUGCAGACAAGUAUACUGUACUAUUUACAGUAGUGUUUUUGCAGACUGUAGUAUACUUAAGCAAUAAUGCACGAGGGGGUGUGUUAUAUGGCCAAUAUACCACGGCUAAGGGCUGUUCUUAUGCACGACGCAACACGGAGUGCCUGGAUACAGCCUUUAGCCGUGGUAUAUUGACCAUAUACCACAAACCCCUUGAGGUGCCUUAUUGCUAUUAUAAACUGGUUACAACGUAAUUAGAGCAGUCAAAAUAAAUGUUUUGUCAUACCCAUGGUAUACGGUCUGAUAUACCACGGCUGUCAGACAAUCAGCAUUCAGGGCUCGAACCACCCAGUUUAUAAUGUAGUAUUUACUGUAGUGUUUUUGGGGACAUUACUGUAGUAUUUACUGAUGUGUAUUUGUUUUAUUAUCUUUGACAUAGAAGUGGGGGGCUUUCUCCUUGAGGAGACCUACUGGAGAAAUAAUAAAAGAGCAAAUGUUCCAUAACCUGUACGUUGGUAGGACUGUGUUCUGAACGGAGAGUUCAGAGCUUCUGCUCUUUUCUAUACCCAUAGGGAACACAAUAUAUGGUCUAUACUUGGCAUGUAGCCCUGUGUAGCUCAGUUGGUAGAGCAUGGUGCUUGCAACGCCAGGGUUGUGGGUUCGUUUCCCACGGGGGGCCAGUAUGAAAAUGUAUGCACUCACUAACUGUAAGUCGCUCUGGAUAAGAGCGUCUGCUAAAUGACUAAAAUGUAGGUUUUUCACUUACUGGUGGCACAAAUUGGGAUAUGGGUGAGGGGAAUCGGCAGGGUAUAUGCAAAUUAAAUACUGUAGUAUUUAUAGUAAUAUACUUCUGCUGACAUUUCUGUAGUAUGUACUAGUGUUUUUUUGUGGAUAAUACUGUAGUAUUUACUGUAGUAUUCUACAGUAUACUACAAAAUGCUAUACUACGUUCUACACAUGAUCGAGGGACACUGCAGUGUGUAGUAUUUUACAGUAUACUAGUGUUGCACGGUAUACCGAAACUUCGGUACUUUUUAGAUACAAAACGGUUCGGUACUAUAAUUUUUGUUACGUUCGGUACUUCUGUCUAAUGUGUCUCACCUGAUUCAGAGGACCAGGUCUGCCUAUCAGUGCAGCCCCGUUAUAGCCUGCUCCACGUACUCAUUCAUUGCUAGAGCUGUCUGGCUGCAUUGUUAGCUCCCCACUCAUGCUGCACAGAAGUUAACACACUUGAAUAAUGCAACACAGCAUGUAGAAAUUUUGAAACUGUUCAUUAAUGUUCGCAGAACAAUGUCCAUACAGGCAACAACAAAAAAAUACAAUGCAAGACGAUACCGGUAGCUUCCAGCGUUAAUUGUAGUCGAACUUUCCUUGCUAGCUUACAGCUGAAGCAACAUCAAUUCACUACCCUAGUACUUUGUUUGUGAUAAUAUGCAAACCAUAGCGCAAAAUAUGCUGAUUUGAAAGCUGAUUUAUUGUCACAAUUUUUUUUAUUAAUUCACAUUGUUUCCCUCGCCACCAAAAACUCAUUCACUUCGUCUCCCUCACCUCCCGUCUGGUUUCACUAUAUUCCAUAGCCACAAAAUCAGAUUCCACAGCUACAUUCUGCCUUGCAAAUUACUACUUUCUUAAAGAGACAGCGCACACUUUUCUAAAAGAAGAGAUUGCUUUUUCUAUGCAAAUGCUCUACAAUAAAAUAAUAUGUUCUCCUAGCAGUUGACAAUAAAAUAAGUCCUAAAUUUAAGGGAUUGUUUGUCAUCUGUAGGGCCAUGAAAUGAGCUAAAACAAGCUCUAUAACUCGAUGCAUGCACACACUCCUAUUGAAUAAUAUGCAUUCACCUGUAUUGUGAAUAAACCUAGGCUACAUCUUGAUUUACCCAGUUUAUCAACAUAGAUCAACCUUUUAAAUAAAUUAUUACCAUUAUAUUGUUUUGUAUUUAGAUUGGUAAAAAACACAUUGAAAUUGAUUGUAUGACUGUAUAAUUGAUUCAUUAAUGCAUAUGUGGCUGUCUCCAAAAAAUGGACAUAAAAUGUUUAAAAUGUAAUGAUAUUAAACUCAAAAGAUGCCCAACGAUUGGACUGAGCAGAAGCCGAGUUUAUCUGUCUGGAUCAAGUGCCAUUCUGUGACUUUGGCUAAUACACCUUUUUUUUUUUUGUGGUAUUGUUUUGGAAUCGAGUAUAGUGAUGGUAUCGAGUAUUGUAUCGAGUGAUUAGUGUUGCACGGUAUACCAGUACCACGGUAAUAUCACGGUACCUAGACGUCAUGAUACUUAUGAUACCAACAUUUUAGAAUACCGUAGUACCGUUUCAUAUGAUACUGCUGACUUUUUCAGCCCUAUCGAUCCAAAGAACCUGCUGGCCCUGUUAUAAAAAUGUUAGAAAGUCGGUUUUGUUUAUAAAUUCAGUUGAAUUUAAGCAACAGCCACUACGAGUCUCUUGUAUGAGCAGGUCCAAUAAUAUCCACUUCACUGUUAUGGCAUAUCACCUGUGGCAGCUGUAAUCAACCAGCUGCAUCCCCUACCAGCCCUCACCUGCUUCUCUUGCGUCUAUUACACCUUCAGACCCGGAUGAGUCUUCUGUUGUUGUUAGAUUUAUACAUUUGUUACAUUGGAGCAGAGCGUAAAGCAGGCAGUGUUGAUACAUUGUAUCAUUUCAUCGCCUGUUAUAACAAAGAGCACAGAUCAGUCUGAGUAGACUUUGCCAGUUCAAUGUCAUGCAGCCUCUGAGUGUCAGAGGGAAAAUGGAGGACCGCUUCACGACAGGCAUGCUUGCAGCUUUACAGCAAAGAAAACGGCUUAUCUCUAGCCUAAACUGUAAAAAAACAAAUAUGACCCAUAUUACAGGAGAUGCCUUUUUUUUCUUUCUAUUGGGAUUUACCCGCAUUUUAUAUAAUUUCACAAACCAUUUAAACUAAUCCCGGGUCGCUAAUUAUUAGUUUGUUAACAAACAGCGUUGUUCAGUCAUGUUACCUAGCUAGCUAACAUCCUGGUAACUUGACAGUAGGUUUAGGCAACUUUGAUUGGCCCAGGAAGAAAGGAAAAGGGUCUGCUACUCAUGAGAGGGAGAGUGUGUGUCUGUGUUAACUGAAGAGUAAAGAAGGUUUCAUGCAGUGUUUUAUCCUUACUGACACAAUGACAUGCAGAUCAUUAUGCAUGUAUAUCACAGGAGGUUGGUGGCAUCUUAAUUGGGGAGGACGGGCUCGUGGUAAUGGCUGGAGCGGAAUCAGUGGAAUGGUAUCAAACACAUGGUUUCUAUCCGUUUGCACCGUUCCAGCCAUCAUUAUGACCCAUCGUCCCUUCAGCAGUCUCCACUGAUGUAUAUUCCUUCCUCCCAUUCCUCCGGACAAAUCACAGCUAGGCCUUUGCAAAUAUGAGCAAAUCAGCUAUUCUAUGCAGUAUUCUAUUAUACACUGAACCGUGUGAAGUUAAAUUCAGUGUGUUGUAUUGAGUAGCAGCGUGAAUUUCAGUGACAUUGUUUUUGGAGAACGUUUAGAAAAUGUGAACAAGCGUCCAGGAGACGGAGCGAACAGGAUGCUAGGCCACUGAUUACUUUCCACCAUGGUAUCGCGAUACAUUUUUACAUUUACAUUUUAGUCAUUUAGCAGACACUCUUAUCCAGAGCGACUUACAGUUAGUGAGUGCAUACAUUUUUCAUACUGGCCCCCCGUGGGAUACUACUCACUAUGGCGAUACUUGGCCUGGUAUUGUAUCGUUUGUCAAAUGUUGGUAUCGUGACCAGCCUAAUUGUGAUACUAAACCUGGUAUCGGUAUCGAAGUAAAAAUUCUGGUAUCGUGACAACACUACAUUAUACAACAGUUUACUACAGAAUUCUAUAGUAAGUACUGUAGUAUUCUAUAGUAAACUGUAGUAUUUCAAGUAUCAAGUUAUAAUGUCACGUGCACAAGUACAGUGAAAUGCCUUUCUCCAAACCCAACAAUGCAGUAAUCAAUAUGUUUUUUUAUGUGGGCAGUUUCUCUCUGCUUACGUCAUGUCAAAAUAAAAGCACACAUGCAGGGCUUUUAUUUUGAUAUGAGGUAAGCAGAGAGGAAGUGGGUCUACAACAGAACCACGCUUGGAAAGUCUGUUUAAUGUAUGUUCUAUUAGAUGGUUUUUCUCAAUUUCCCCCUGCAUAAGAACCAACCCUACGGACAAUCGGCAGAGUAAGUUGAAAUUGAAUUUUAUUUAGCUUCCGGUGACUAUUCCGUUUUUUUUGUAAGCUGAUUCCUAGCAACGCUAGUGUAAAUACUAGCGUUGCUAAAAGCAGCUAAGCAUGGGGCUGCUGUAAUGGUCGUUGCUGAUGUGGGUGUAGCCGGAUAGUAUUUUUGAGUUUAUGGCAAGACUACUGUAUAUGACAGUUUUACACGUUCUUCACAAUCUGGCCUUAAUUAAUGGCUAAAUGUACUCUUCAUCUCUACCGUGUACAGGCAGAAGAGGAUGGGCCACCCCUUUGAGCCAGGUUCCGCUCUAGAUUUCUACUUUUGAGGGAGUUUUUCCUGGCCGCUGUGCUUUCGCUUCUGUUUUGCUUGCUCUUUGUGGUCUAGGCCUGGUUUAUGUAAAGCAAUUUGUGACAUCACAGAUGUAAACAGCAGUUGUAAAAGGGCUUUAUAAAAAUACAUUUGAUUGAUUGACUGACUGAUUGAUUCACCAUACAAUUGGUUAUUGACACAUGCUAAGCAGGGAAACUUUAUCAGCAAGCCUCACUGAGGAUACUGUGAAAAGCUACAGGAAAAGUACUGAUUUACCUCACCACAGGUUUGAAAAGAGACUUAUCAGACUUUAUCUGUUGUUGUUUUCAGGAGCUAAUAUUUUCCGUGGAGGGUUUCAAGCCCUUCGGAUGGUACCUCACCCUGGUACAGUUUGGGUUCUACUCCCUGUUUGGACUGGUGGAAUUGCAGCUCACACAGGACAAACGGAGAAGGUAAACGAGGGAAUGGAAGAGAAUGGAAUUCAAUUAGGCCUCUACGCUUCAGCAAACAAAGAAAAGUAGGAGUGGUGUUCACCAACAAAGACGGGGAUCCAAAAGUAGGGCUUACCCGAGAAUAACCUCAACAUACUGACUAUUUCAUGGUUAAUGGCGUUGGAGCACUAAUAAAAAUAUUGAGAUUGACUAAAUCAUAGAAUUAUCAGUCUCUAUCCCGUUAACUAUUCAUAUUAUGUUAAUUGCUAUGUGCCUUGUCACUUCAAACAAUAUAACCUGUGAUCUACCACAAUACCUCUUGAUAUCAACAACACUUCAUCUUGGGGUGUAUUCAUUAUGCAGAUUAUGUUGCAAAACAUUUCUUAAAGGGAAGCAAACGGGGAGGGACCUACCUAAAUUUGUCCAAUAGAAUCUCUUCUUUUGCUCUGUUUGCUUCAGUUUGGUUCUUAAACGGUUUCUGUAUUCAGGUUUUUUUCUGGAUCAAAAAGGGGCUUAGGUGGUGGACGUGGCAAUGGGCACGGUCGCUGCGUGUACAUUUUAGAGGCCCCCAUCUUGCAGGGUUCAUACGGUCAUGAAAAUCCUGGAAAAGUCAUGGAAUUUUAAAAUGGUGUUUUCCAGGCCUGGAAGAGAUUGAGAAAAUGAUCAAAUCUGAAAUGUCAUGGAAAUGAGUUUCUGUUUAUGUAAUUUAUUUAGGGACAGUUGUAAAAUAUUUUAUAAAUUAAAUAUAAAUCAACAUUUCAGACAGGAUUCGAAUGACACUAGCGCAUCUGUGUUUGUGUGGAUCACCUGCAUAGUGUGUGACAAUAUGAUAGAGAACAGAUUAACUAGGUAGCCAAGUCAAAACAUAUCUUGUACCCUCUAAUUAUGUUUAGCUAUUAUUAGCAUGUAUUCAUGUUUUCGUCAUGUCCCAAAAAACUUGUGAAUAAGGCCAUACAAAGUUGAUUCACUUUUUAGAACGAUUCAUGUUAUUAAUUUAAAUGAAUAUUUUUAAAGAAACGUAUGAUUCACUUUGCCAUUGUAUUAGUUGGGAUUCGGUUCAAUCGUGGUGAAUCGAAUUAUGUGAAUCAAAAUAAUAAUUUCUGAAUCGUGAACAUUAAUUUUAGGGAAAAAUAUUAGAUUUAGCCUUUCUUUUGGAUUAUGUGGCUUCAAACCUUGUUUUGAAGAUACUUCCAGUUGAUUUGGGCAUCCAAUGUAUAGGACAUUGCAACUUAAUACAUGCUAGUCAGCCUGCAAAGUAAACACUUCUAAGGUAGCUAAGAUAAAUAUGACUAAACUAGAAAAGGUACAUUUCCUGAAAAUGUGUGGGCUUGCUUCAGCUGAAUAAAAAGAUUUGUAGCCUACCAUAGCCAUUGGAUCUUUGAUAUAUUGAAUUAGCGAAUUAUUUCAAAAGGCGUAAAAUCUAUUUGGUUACAAUGUUUUACAUCAAGGGUGGUCAACCAUCCUCCAGGAGAGCUAAUGGGUGUGCAGACUUUUAUUCCAGUCCCCCUCUAACAAACCACAUUUAGAAAUGGACCUUGAUAAACUGGCUCUGAUGUGUUUGAGCAGGGCUUGAUCAAAAUCCUGCACACCCAGUAGCUCUCCAGACUGAGGGUUGACCACAUGUGUUUUAUACUGUUGCCUAACAGGUAUUCUACUUUGUGGGGGGUUAAGUGCCUUGCUCAAAGACGAGAUGAUACAUGGAAUCAGAGAGCAGCCUCCCAGUGUCGAUACCACAUUACGCAUACUUUUUUAUACGUACAUAGAGACGCCGCCAAUUGUUGGUGAUGGAAAUUUGGUUAAAAGUAGUGGAGAAGUCAUGGAAAAGUCAUUAAACUCCAUCUGUCAAAAUGAAACCAAUUUCAUGAAGCUCCCGAAGAACAGUUAUUGUGCUGACGUUGCUUCCAGAGGCAGUUUGGAACUCGGUAGUGAGUGUUGCAACCGAGGACAGACGAUUUUUAAGCAGUACGCGCUUCAGCACUCGGCGGUCCAUUUCUGUAAGCUUGUGUGGCCUCCCACUUCGUGGCUGAGCCGUUGUUGCUCCUAGAUGUUUCCACAUCACAAUAACAGCACUUACAGUUGACCGGGGAAGCUCUAGCAGGGCAGAAAUUUGACGAACUGACUUGUUGGAAAGGUGGCAUAAUAAUAUAAUAUAAUAUGCCAUUUAGCAGACGCUUUUAUCCAAAGCGACUUACAGUCAUGCGUGCGUACAUUUUUGUGUAUGGGUGGUCCCGGGGAUCGAACCCACUACCUUGGCGUUACAAGCGCCGUGCUCUACCAGCUGAGCUACAGAGGACCACAUGUCAUGUCACGUUGAAAGUCACUGAGCUCUUCAGUAAGGCCAUUCUCCUGCCAAUGUUUGUCUAUGGAGAUUGCAUGGCUGUGUGCUAAAUUUUAUACACCUGCCAGCAACGGUGUGGCUGAAAUAGCCAAAUCCACUCAUUUGAAGGGGUGUCCAGAUACUUUUGUAUAUAUAGUGUAUUCAGCCAUGGAGCUGAGAUAAAUUUUUGCAGUUUUAAAGCUAAUUUCCUGCAAUUCUAUGCAUUUUCCCACGGCUAAUGCUGUGUUAUUUUUCUCGAACAUAAUAACAAAAUGAAUACUGCUGAAUUAAUUGUUUUUCAAAUGUUUUAUUCUCCCUGACUGUCUAGCUUUUAUUUUGGUGAAUGUUAGUUCUCAAAGAUGAUCUUAUAAAAACAUAUAUUGCUCCUUUAUCUUUUCUACAUACUUUAUAUCUGGUUUUAGUCAUUUAAGUUUACACUGAAAGCAUUUAUUUGUAUACACUGUUUGGAUUGUUUGGAAAAAAAAAAAAAACAAGGAUUUCAAUGGCAGAAAAAUCCCUGGUAUUGCUAGUUGUCACCUUUUUGUAUUUGUUUUUGUUGUCAUCCCACGAGGCUUGCUAAUUGCUCUUUUUCUCUUUGCAGAAUACCAGGGAAGACGUACAUGAUCAUAGCAUUUCUAACGGUGGGGACCAUGGGCCUAUCAAACACCUCACUGGGUUACUUGAAUUAUCCUACACAGGUUAUCUUCAAGUGCUGCAAACUCAUUCCUGUCAUGAUAGGAGGGAUAUUCAUUCAAGGUAAGUGGAAGUUGAUCUUUGUAUGAGAGCCGGUAUUCGCGAAGAGUGAGAGUAGGAGUGCUGAUAUAGGAUCAGUUUAGCCUUUUAGAUAAUAAUUAAUACGAUUGUAGACGAAGGGGACCUGAUCCUAGAUAAGUAGUCCUAGUCUGAGAAGCUUUAUGAAUAUGGGCCCUGAUCAAGACGUGAAAAUGCUGCCUAAUAAUGUUUGACUUUUGCAUGAAGGUAGUAAUGAACUAAACACAUUACUUUUUUUGGGGAAGGGGGUUAAGCCUAACUGUCAAUCAUAAGAGAGGCUCUUUAGAAACCUCCUGUGAGUGUCUUACCUCACACCCGUUAUGCCCUUACUUCGAAACUGACCACUUUUCAACUUUUAUUUUGUAGUUCUGUCCAUGCUUUGUUUUUGGGUUGUUUGCGAGUGUUGAAUUUCAGCGUGAGGAGGCCUAGUUCUCAGUACUCUGCCUUUCAUCUCAGAGACAUUGUCUUCAUAAAGGUUCCACAUCUUAGCGAUCAAACACUAGUUUUUUACCUUCCUCCCCCUCCCUGCAUUGGCGAUGUUGACCAUGGGUCCCCCAGGGGGACUAGUUGGAAACGCUACUGCGUUCACUCAGGAUGCCAGCGAGAUCUGAUGUGAACCCUUCAAAGGGGAGCAGAGAGGGAAUGAAAGCACGCCAGACCGACCUGCUGCGUCACCUUGUCACCCCCAAGGCAUCUAUCGGCCUGUUUGGGAAGACUCCUCAGUCUCCUCUUGUUUUUUUGUUGCAUUUUUACAUGUCCAACACCAACCAACCUCAACCCUCUCCUCUCUCACCCUCUGUUCUCUUCUCUCCUGUUUGGAUUUAAUUGAGUUGAAGAGUCCAGUAGGAAGUUGGAGAGGAAGAAAUCUCUCAGUACGGCUACACUUGUUCAAAGGGCCGUGUGCACCAGCCGACCUGCAGCCAGUGUCACGCAGGCCUCUCUCAACUCGCGCUGAUCUGAGGCAGAGCGGCGACUCGUCUGCCAAGUGACAUUCUCUCCUCUCUUCUCCACCGCUCAGAAGUGCAUCUAUCUAGCCAGCGUAUUUACAUUUUCCACCUGACCCAUAAGGAGGGGGGUAAAUACACAAGCGGCUUCUAGCUCCACCUAUUCUAUCGUUUCCCUGUCUUGUCACAAAGGGAAAUGCCCUCCGAAUUGCCCAAAGUUUAGUUUGUCUUUUGUUUAGAAGGUUUUCGUGAUCGGAUGUCAGUCAUGACAGGUGUCGGAUCAAUCGGAAUCAUAAGAAAAACGAUUUAGACACUGAGAUCCACUGACUGUAUUCAACUUUCCAUCCAAGUGAAACUUGUCAAUCAAGUCUUCCUUUUCUGGUAAAUUGUUAGUCAUCUGCUAUGGAGGAAUUCCCUGACUUUGUAGCCUAACUCCUCUGUUUUCUUCAGGGAAACGCUACAAUCUGGCUGAUGUAUCUGCUGCUCUCUGUAUGAGCCUGGGACUCAUCUGGUUCACCCUAGCUGACAGUAAAGUCGCCCCCAACUUCAAUGCAACCGGUAACAUGUGAAUCUGUUAUCUAUCUAGGUAUUGGUAUAGGAGCCUGUUGUUACAACACUGUUUAACUAUGGAUCAUUCCUUUCACCAUCCAAAUCCUUUCACUGUGAUUUUGUAUUUGAUACACAGCGAACCUUUUGUAUUUGAUACACGAAUCAAACUAAUCAGGAUACUGACAUUUAUGAGCCUGAGGCAAAUUAUGCCUAGUGGUUGUUACCUAGGCUGGGACUAAAGUAUUUUUAAAUGUGGAGUUUGAACUCCUAAAGAACUACAAAUAAUGCUUUAUGUAAAGAGUUUGACCUUGUACCACAUACAGUAUGUACAAACAUAUAGGUUUUCCCACACUCCAAAAGUAUAGGCACAGAAAAAAAAUCAUUUUUCAGCAAUUCAGAAUCCUCAAUUGCUGUGCUGUUAUUUUCCUUCCUUAUAAAUAUGGUGGUUAACCUGGUUGUAUCUGGUGUUUUAGGGGUCCUCCUCAUCUCUCUGGCUCUGUGCGCCGACGCUGCCAUUGGGAACGUGCAGGAGAAAGCCAUGAAGCUCCAUAACGGCUCCAACUCUGAAAUGGUACUGACGACCCGCCUUAAAACCAACUUGUUAUAUUUAUAUUGCAAAUUGUGUCAAAUGUCCUGAUUCACCUCAGAAAUGUGUCAGACUUAUGUGUGUCAUUUUGCUUGUGUUAAAGGUUUUGUAUUCCUAUUCCAUCGGUUUCGUGUACAUAUUGACAGGCCUGUUGGGUGCAGGUGGAUUGGGACCAGCAGUGGCUUUUUGCUCUCAGGUUAGUAGAACCCUCUCUUGUUAUACACUGGGUGUUUAAAACAUUAGGAACACCUUCCUAAUAUUGAGUUGCACCCCAUUUAGCCCUCAAUUCGUCGGGGCAUGGACUCUACAAGGUGUCGAAAGCGUUCCACCGGGAUGCUGGCCCUUGUUGCCUCCGAUGCUUCCCACAGUUGUGUCAAGAUGGCUGGAUGUCCUUUGGGUGGUAGACCAUUUUUGAUACACACGGGAAACUGUUGAGCGUGAAAAACUCAGCAGCGUUGCAGUUCUUGACACAGUCAAACCGGUACGCCUGGCACCUACUACCAUACCCUGUUCAAAAGCACUUAAAUAUUUUGCCUUGCCCAUUCACCCUCUGAAUGGCACACAUACACAAUCCAUGUCUCAAUUGUCCCAAGGCUUAAAAAUCAUUUUUUAACCUGUCUCCUCCCCUUCAUCUACACUGAUAACAAGUGACAUCAAUAGGGGAUCAUAGCUUUCACCUGGAUUCACCCGGUCAGUCUAUUUCAUGGAAAGAGCAGAUGUUCUUAAGGUUUUAUACACUCAGUGUAUUUCAUUAUAAUAGAUCAAACAUAGACCGUUCUGUAGUUAGCAUUUGUUUGAUGCACUCUGUAGAAAACAUAUAAAGUGGGAAAAGAUGGUGAUAUGACAAUCUAUUGAAUCUUUAUUUUUCUUUUAGCAUCCGGUGACAACAUACGGUUAUGCAUUCUUCUUCUCUCUCACGGGGUACUUUGGCAUUUCAUUUGUGCUGGCCUUGAUCAAACUCUUUGGAGCCCUGGUCGCAGUCACAGGUGAGAAGACCAUUUUGGUCUGGGCAAAUGUUUUGCUUGCAGAACCACACAAAGUAACUCUCACUCUCUUUUUAUGUCCAGAAGUGUUCAAUUUAACAGUCCGUAUAGUUUCCUAUUACUAAAAGUCCAUAUUUUACUUUCAAAAAAUGUAAUUCAGAAUAUUAUGAAUAUUUGGACCAAUGGAAGCUUGAGUUAGAGAAGUUCUAAGUAACCAUAUGGCUCCACAGAAAGAUUUCUACAUUCUGAGUAUCGAUAACCUUACUAACACUCUACAUUUUGACAUCAGAUUACUGAAAUGAAGCCAGAUCCGAGUGAUCCUAAUCUUAUUUAGAAAUUCUGGAAACCUCCAAGAUUCAUUUUGAGAUUAACUGCAAAACAAAUGUCAAAGUAAUCUCAUCAACAAAGUUAAGAUAAAUCUCUUUCCUAUAUAUCCAUUAGAUGUGACAGACGUUGGUUCAAGGUUGUGUGGUAUUAUGUUUCUCACUUUUCUAUCUUCUGUUCAUUUUAGUAACAACUGGACGUAAGGCUAUGACAAUUGUACUAUCCUUUAUGUUUUUCUCCAAGCCUUUUACUUUUCAGUAAGUCAUGUUAUCUUCAAUCUCUCAAAGUUUACUGUAGCUCAAUUUAGCCUACAUACUUUCAAGGUACUGAAAACAUUCUAACACGCCUCUCUGUUCCAUUUCCUUUCAGGUACCUAUGGGGUGGACUUUUAGUGCUGUUCGGCAUCUUCCUGAAUGUUUACAGCAAAAACAAAGACAAGAUGAAGCUGCCAUCUUUGGCGGACCUCAGGAAUAUGUUUUUGACCGGGAAGAAGGUCAGGCUGCUAUCACAGAACGUGUAGUAAAAGGGACCUGUGGCGGGCGGGAUAAACAAAUGUUUUUCUAACGUUCCUAUCUAACAUGGACCUAAUAACAGUGGGCUCCUAAAACAUUCCAAAGCCACAGAGCUCCACAGAAACAUCCCCAGGAGGAGAAAGUGGAUACGGAGCACUUGCGUGACUCUGAAAGGGAAGCUGACUCCUUAGCUAACCCAAAUAGCACAGUUUUGCACUGUAAGUGACUCUAUGACUUUAGCCUGAGCAAGACGAAGGGGGACGAGACGGUUGAAAGAGAAGCUAUUGACUUUUAUUGAACUGAUCAUGUCCGAAAUUGAAUGUGUACCAAAAAUAUAUAUAUCUUAAACAGCAUAUUUUCACCUGCAUGUGCCAGAAGACAAAAAACAGAUGUUUUACUCAAUCACUGUCUGAGAAAUGUGUCUUCUCAUGGUUUCUUUGUAAUUUAUAUCUGAUUGUACAAAAGACCGCUCAACAGCACAGUGACAUCUUGAAGUGUGGGGCGGGCUAUGCUCGGAAGUGUAUCAACGUGUCAACUGCCAUAUUUGCGAACCGUUUGUUUUGGGGAAAUGGUAGCUCUUUUUACAUUAAAAACAAAAUGGGAAGUUUAUCCAAAAGGUUUUUUUUCAUGUGUUUUCAUAUAUUACAGUGUAAGUAGCUAGCUUGCCAGAGCCGUCUCUUAUCCAUUGGCUACAGAGGGGGGAGUUGAACGGCUGCCAAGGAGCUUCUC
Molecule: messenger RNA, 15051 nt
Organism: Coregonus sp. 'balchen'
Lineage: Eukaryota; Metazoa; Chordata; Actinopteri; Salmoniformes; Salmonidae
Source: the annotation of a GenBank genome assembly